UCUGCCCUCUUAUUUACACUGCUUCUGAAUCCUUAGAAUCAUGGCUCAACCUGAAGAAAUUGGAAUCAAAGUUUACACCUCUCCGAAGUAUGAACCCUCUUCUUCAACACAGCAGCCUGCUCUGCCAGAGACAGGGAGUCUGAGUGGGGGGCGAAAACGACGAGCAGUUGCCAAUGGUGUUCAGAAAACAAUCUCGAAAACCUCGAUGCUCGUUAAUUUUCUCCCAACAGGGACCCUUCUCACGUUUGAGAUGGCGCUCCCGUCGAUCUAUGGCAAAGGGCAUUGCAGUUCUGUCAGCAUUGUGAUGAUGAAUGUUCUCAUGGGGAUUUGCACUCUUUCGUGUUUCUUCUUUCACUUUACGGAUAGUUUCCGUGGUCCGGAUGGGAAGGUUUACUACGGCUUUGUGACACCAAGUGGUCUCUCGUUGUUUAAUCCUGCUGGUGUUGCAGUUCCACAGGAUGAUAGGUAUAAAGUUGGAUUCAAUGACUUCGUCCAUGCGGUUAUGUCUGUGAUGGUUUUUGUGGCCAUCGCGUUCUCAGACCAUCGUGUCACGGAUUGUUUGUUUCCUGGACACGCCAAGGAAAUGGAUGAAGUGAUGCAGAGCUUUCCUUUGAUGGUGGGAAUUGUUUGCAGUGGUCUGUUUCUUAUUUUCCCGACGACUCGCUCUGGUGUCGGGCUCUUGCCUGCUUGAUGUUAGU
Molecule: messenger RNA, 698 nt
Organism: Daucus carota subsp. sativus
Lineage: Eukaryota; Viridiplantae; Streptophyta; Magnoliopsida; Apiales; Apiaceae
Product: protein DMP9
Exons: 1
Coding region: 41-691 (216 amino acids)
Biological process (GO): endomembrane system organization
Source: RefSeq, a predicted model, not a curated record